AUGCCUUCUCUUGUUGCAGGUGUUUAUGUCAUGAUAUCAGGGCUUGAUCUGGAAAGGCUUGUAUUAACUGCAGGACCUGUUGGCCUUAUGCAGGCAUCCCUUGAUGUUGUUCGUCCGUAUAUUCGUCAGAGGGAGCAAUUUGGUCGUCCAGUUGGUGAAUUUCAGUUCAUACAGGGAAAAUGUCAGAUAUGUACACCUCGUUGCAGUCGUCAAGAUCAUUUGUAUACUCGGUUGCUAUGGAUUGCGAUAAUGGCAAAAUUGACCGCAAGGAUUGUGCAGGAGCAAUUCUCUACGCUGCUGAAAGGGCAACCCAAGUUGCACUUCAGGAGUUCCAGCAUGCCAGAACGACAUCAACGCGCUGUGGAGCAACUGCCACCAGUACGUCCAGAAAGACAGGGCAAAGGUACCACCGUCACCGGAUUGCUGCGCCGCCGUGAAGGCACUUGCAGGAGAGGAUGUGCCCUGCGGCUGCGGCUACCUGGGCUCCCCCGCCGCCAGGGAGAAAAUAAGCCUGGAGAAGGUGUUCUAAGUCACCAACAAGUGCGGUGUCACCAUCACAGGGAGCUGUGGAGGGUCAAAGCAGGUCUGAGACAGAACUGGCUGAACGGAGAAGUUGGCUAACAUAGGCAAGGCGGCUAAUACUUGUCAAACUAAUAAAAAAAGUUAGUCAACUUUAAGUUCGAUGAUGUUGGAGGACAAGGACAGCAUAGAUGUUUGCCUAUGGAAAACCCUGAUUAAUUGCAUAAUCUUGAUCUUUAUUAAAGCCAAGUGAAGACAAUGGCUCA
Molecule: messenger RNA, 785 nt
Organism: Phragmites australis (common reed)
Lineage: Eukaryota; Viridiplantae; Streptophyta; Magnoliopsida; Poales; Poaceae
Product: isovaleryl-CoA dehydrogenase, mitochondrial-like
Exons: 6
Coding region: 1-621 (206 amino acids)
Biological process (GO): L-leucine catabolic process
Cellular component (GO): mitochondrion
Molecular function (GO): 3-methylbutanoyl-CoA dehydrogenase activity
Source: RefSeq, a predicted model, not a curated record